Salarias fasciatus (jewelled blenny) is the source of this 4863-nucleotide messenger RNA. It is a transcript of the gene tbc1d8b, whose product is annotated as TBC1 domain family member 8B. NCBI's taxonomy places the organism in Eukaryota, Metazoa, Chordata, Actinopteri, Blenniiformes, Blenniidae. The coding region runs from base 122 to 3532 and encodes 1136 amino acids. The transcript is spliced from 21 exons. The record is from RefSeq and is a predicted model, not a curated record. Gene Ontology annotation, molecular function: calcium ion binding.
ACAAACAAAUGUCCACAGCGUUUUUCUCUGCUGGGGCUCGCCGUGGGGGAAAAAAAAGAGGAGAAAGAAAAACCGUGACAUGUCAGGCGGAUCUGAGAGACAACUCCAUGACAUCUGAAACAUGUGGCUCAAGCCAGAAGAGAUUCUGCUGAAAAACGCCUUCAAACUGUGGGUCACCGAGAAGGAUAAUGAGUACUUCAUACUGCAAAGGAGACGGGGGUACGGGGAAGGUGGAGGCGGCUUGACAGGCCUCCUCGUGGGAACUCUGGACACUGUGCUGGACUCCACAUCCAAAGUCGCCCCCUACCGCAUUCUGCACCAUACGCCAGACUCACAAGUCUACUGGUCAAUAGCAUGUGGCGUCACCAAAGAGGAGAUUGUUCAGCACUGGGAGUGGCUGCAGCAGAACAUCAUGAGGACGCUCUCCGUGUUCGACUCCAGCGAAGACAUCACCAGCUUCGUGCAGGGCAAAAUCAGAGGUCUGAUCGCAGAGGAGGGAAAGACGUCGCUGGUGCUGGAGGAAGAUCCCGAGAAGUUCAGAGAAGCUCUUCUGAGGUUUGAGAAGUGGUUCGAGCUGCCGUCGGAGGAGAAGCUGGUCACAUAUUACUCGUGCAGCUAUUGGAAGGGCAAAGUGCCGUGCCAGGGCUGGCUCUACCUCAGCACUAACUUCCUGUGCUUCUAUUCGUACCUUCUGGGUUCUGAGGUGAAACUGGUCAUCUCCUGGGACGAGAUCUGGAGACUGGAGAAAACCUCAAACGUUAUUCUGACUGAGAGCAUCCAUGUUUUGGCUCACGGAGAGGAUCAUUACUUCUCGAUGCUUCUGCACCUUAAUGAAACGUUCGUGAUCAUGGAGCAGCUCGCCGACUACUCCAUCAAGCGUCUUUUUGAUAAAGAGGCUUUCCAGAGAGAGCCGGCGCUGUCAGACCCGCUGCAAAUUACCAAGAGAGGCCUCGAAGCUCAUGCAAAGAGUGACCAAUUCCGAGCGUUUUUCAGGCUUCCCAAAGAGGAAAACCUGUUAGAGGUGCACGAGAGCUUUCUGUGGGUGCCCUUCAACCACUACAACACGCUCGGCAAGAUCUGCCUGUCGGAGAACUACCUGUGCUUUGCCAGUCAGGACGGCAGCCAGUGCCACAUUAUCAUUCCAAUGCGAGAGGUUGUUAAUGUUGAGAAACCGGAUCCCAGCAGCAGAGCGUUGACGGUCUGUGUGCGUGGCAAGAGGGCGCUGCGCUUCUCGGAGGUGCGGGACUACCAGCGGCUGGCAAACACCAUUCGCAGCAGGUGUGGGAUUUCUGCCAGCCCACAGCACUCUGCCUCAUCAGAGGUCAUACGGGGUGAGUGUCAGUCACUCAUAAACCACUUUGAGGACAAUCCAGAAGACGUCACUCUGAUGGUGGGACAGAAAGACAGCAGCAAGGCUGUGAGCACCGAAGCUCUCAUGACUGUUUUCCACCCCCAGGAUGUCGAAAACCUUGAUCCCAAAAUGCUGAAAGAAAAGAUGAAGGAGCAGUCCUGGAACAUCCAUUUCUCUGAAUAUGGACGCGGGACGAGCAUGUUCUUCACGAGGAAGACGCGAGACUUGAUUGUUCGUGGAGUUCCCGAGGCUUUGAGGGGAGAGCUGUGGAUGCUUUUCUCAGGAGCUGUGAAUGACAUGGCCACUCACCCCGGUUAUUACUCCGAGCUCGUCGAACAGUCUCUGGGCACGAGCACUCUGGCGACCGACGAGAUCGAAAGAGACCUGCACCGCUCUCUCCCUGAACACCCCGCCUUCCAGAGCGACACGGGGAUCUCGGCGCUCCGCAGAGUCCUGACUGCUUACGCCUACAGGAACCCCAAGAUUGGAUACUGCCAGGCCAUGAACAUCCUCACCUCAGUUCUCCUGCUCUACGCGAAAGAAGAGGAGGCUUUCUGGCUCUUAGUAGCGGUUUGUGAGAGGAUGCUGCCGGAUUACUUCAACCGCAGAAUCAUCGGUGCUUUGGUUGACCAGGCUGUGUUUGAGGAUCUGAUCAGAGAAAAUCUCCCCCAGCUGGUUGAGAACAUGACGGACCUGAGCUUCUUCUCAUCCGUGUCCCUGUCCUGGUUUCUCACCCUUUUCAUCAGCGUCUUGCCCAUAGAGAGCGCCGUGAAUGUGGUGGAUUGUUUCUUCUACGACGGGAUAAAAGCGAUCCUGCAGCUCGGCCUGGCGGUGCUGGACUACAACAUGGAGGCUCUGGUCUGCUGCCACGAUGACGCGGAGGCCGUCACCAUCCUCAACAAGUUCUUCGAUAGCGUGACAAACAAGGACAGCCCGUUGCCUCCCACGGUGCAGCAAGCCUCAGUGGGCAAUAAUGAGAAGACGUCCCAUGUCAAAGUGGACAUCAGUGAACUGAUACGAGAGGCCUACGAGAAAUACGGCAGUAUCCGUUCUGAGGAUGUUGAGAGUUCUCGGAAAAGAAACAAGCUUUAUGUGAUCCAGACUCUGGAGGAUACAACCAAACAGAAUGUUAUUCGGGUGGUGUCUCAAGAGGUCCGAUUUAACGCCUCGCAGCUUGAUGAGCUUUAUAAUUUGUUCAAAAGGCAGCAUUUCCUCAGCUGCUACUGGACAAUGAAGAGUCCUGCUCUGCUCCACCACGACCCCAGUCUGGCCUAUUUGGAGCAGUAUCAGUUGGGUUUUCAGCAGUUCAGCAUGCUCUUCUCCCUGCUGGAGCCCUGGGCUUUCUGCACCACCAAGAGCACCCUGUCCCUCUGGGUCUUCCGCUUGAUAGACGAGAAUCAGGACGGCCUCAUCAACUUUAAAGAAUUCUGCUGUGCCCUUGACACGUUAUUCAGCGGCUCAUUCACAAACAAGCUGAAAUUUCUCUUCAAGCUGCACCUGCCGCCAGCUUUCACAGGUAGCCCUUUGCACCUAAAGGAGCAAAGAAUCCAGCAGUUUAUUCCACUGCCUGAAGACUCUUCUCACUUGAGUAGAUUCACUGCAUUUGAUCUUCCAGAAGAUGGAGUAAUAAGGAAAAGCCCUGAAAGAGGUAGAGGAAAGGUUGACCUGCAGGCCUACCUCAAACAGUGGCAAAAUGAGAUUCUUAAGAAGGAGGAAACCAUCAAGGACCUGCCGAGAAUAAAUCAGACUCAGUUCAUCCAGUUCUCCAAGACCCUCUACAACAUUUUUCACGGCGAUCCUGAGGAGGAGUCGCUGUACCGCGCCGUGGCCCACGUGACCAGCCUCCUCCUGCGGAUGGAGGAGGUGGGGCGUCGGCUGCAGGAGCCGAGCAGCCCGCCCGCCACCACAGCGGCCGCCGACACCGCCGCCACCUCCGCCGAGGAGUCUCCAACCGAAGAGGCCUCCACCACUCCGGGGAGCUCCAACACCUCCGGCUCCCAGGACAGUCAGGACGCCGGGUCCGACCCGCCGGAGACGGAGUGGUCCUUCUCAUUCGAGCAGGUUCUCGCGUCUCUGCUCAACGAGCCGGCAAUCGUCAACUUCUUUGAGCGGCCAGUUGAUAUCCACCUGAAGCUGGGCCAGGCUAAAGUCGCCCAGCUCAAAGUAAAGGCGGCGAAGUGAGGGAGAAAGGGAAGUGAGUCGACACUUUGCUUCACGCUCAAGCAAGAGUUUGUUGUGAUGUUCCUUUCUCCACUUCCACACGAGGCUGAGGAUGUCAGUGAAGCAGACCGUAGGAUUCAGUAGUCUGUCAGGCAGGAGAUCUUCAGCACAGACGAGACACAACUUCUUUCUUUUUUUAACUGUUCUGUUGAUUCAGACCUGCUCGGAGGCUGAAAUCCCUAAAAUCCACUUAUGCAUUUUCAUCAUAGGAGUUUCUUAGCAUUUCAAUGAAGGGUUUACGUAGAAUUAUUUUGUAUUGCAAAGCGCACAUUCAUUGUUUUCCCAUUGCGACCACACGAGUGGCGGGAGAGCUCGUCUCUCCUCUUCGUCUGCGAUGCUGUCCUGAAGUCAAGCUCCGGAAUAAAUGGCUUGUACAAAGUGACUGUUUUAAGAUUUUCCGUCUGAAUAUCUUGAUGUUUACUGUCUUUCGGAAAAGUAGUCGCUGCUGAAACGUACUGUAAAUUUCUAGUGUGUCCCGAUACUUUGGUGUCUUGCGACGCUUCUCGUCCUCUGAACGUCCACCUCAUAUAGGCAGCACCAGCUUAUUGAUCAGUGCAGGCACAGUUUAGGAUCAUUUGUAUUUGCUCUUCUGAGAAAACCAUAAAUUAUAUAGAAAUAUAUCCGACAGGAGACUUUAGAUAUUUCAGUAGAGGCAUUAAAGAUUAAAUCUGUACUAACAUGGGAGAAAAGAUGCUCUGUUGUCUGUCAUGCGUUCAUUGCACACAUUGUGACCCACAGCAUGACUUUAUGUGAUUCAUGCUUUGUGAAGGUGAAUAUUCUCCCUCCUGCUGCGGGUAUUUCACCUGCCUCCGCUCCAAAAUCCACCUAGAGCAGUGCCGUGUGUUACUCUCACAGUGUCACUAAUCGGUGUAUUGUUUCCUUACGUUUGGAAGUGUGGGGUGUUGUGAAAAUGAAAGGUGGUCACCGAGGUAGGCAUUUGAUUCUUGUGUUUUUAAGACUUACGUUGGAAAUGUAAAAUAUGAGCUUGUGGACUGUUGUGGAGAACCUAAACCUUUCGAAGGACAUUCAGUUUAAUCAAAUCUCAGGGCGACAUUUCUGUAAAAUGAAAAGGAGAAAAGGGAUAUUUUUCAGCCUGGGAUAUAUAGAUAUAUAAAUAUAUAUGAGUUGUACACCGCCUCUGUCUGAUCUGUAACUUCAAAAUAUAGAGCAUGUGUAGCACAGUUACAGGGUUUGCCACUUUAUGCCAGCGUUUGACAAACAGCAUUUUACUGCUUGCAACCGAAUGCCACAUUUGAAGGUUUAUUAAAUGCUAUUGUUACUUUUUUUUUUUU